Messenger RNA from Strongylocentrotus purpuratus (purple sea urchin), 4024 nucleotides. It is a transcript of the gene dcaf5, whose product is annotated as DDB1- and CUL4-associated factor 5. The coding region runs from base 161 to 2719 and encodes 852 amino acids. NCBI's taxonomy places the organism in Eukaryota, Metazoa, Echinodermata, Echinoidea, Camarodonta, Strongylocentrotidae. The transcript is spliced from 8 exons. The record is from RefSeq and is a predicted model, not a curated record. Gene Ontology annotation, cellular component: Cul4-RING E3 ubiquitin ligase complex; cytoplasm. Gene Ontology annotation, biological process: negative regulation of fatty acid biosynthetic process. Gene Ontology annotation, molecular function: protein binding.
UAUAUACUGGUACUCGUAAAUAAACAAGAAACUUCGCUCCAGCAUUGGAAAACGCAAUUCAAGGACUGGAGUCUAGCAUUGAGUGAAAUUCUUUGUAAGACAAGCUGAGUAGUACCUACAGGACUUAAUUCUCUCCUACUUACUGAGAAGUAAGGAAAUAAUGGAGGGAUUUAACAAACACAUCCUCAAUGGAAAGGUGCCAGAGUUGCCACGAAUGAUAUCUCAUCGACAGCAGAAUGGCUACACCAGUUUGCCGAGAAUUAUGUUAAAUAGGCGCAUCAAUACAUUGCACAGAAAAGAGCCCUUCUACCGACUGGAUUUGUUGGGGCACUAUGGCUGUGUCAAUGCCAUUGAGUUCAGCAACAGGGGUGGAGAUUAUUUAGCAUCAGGUGGUGAUGACAGACGUAUUCUUCUGUGGAAUGUGGACGAAGCUCUCCAUUCUAAAUAUGAACCAAGAAUCAUGAAAGGCGAGCACCAUUCAAACAUAUUCUGCUUGGCUUUUGAUAAUGAAAAUGGGAAGAUUUACUCAGGAGGCAAUGAUGAUCAAGUCAUAGUCCAUGAUGCCAGACGAGGAGAUGCAUUAGAUGUGUUCUUACAUGAGGAUGCUGUGUAUGGAUUAGCAGUAGAUCCAAGGAAUGAUAAUAUCUAUGCCAGCGCCUGUGCAGAUGGAAGGGUUCUUCUCUGGGACAUUCGAGCACCAAGUCAUCAAGAACCAUUUGUGCUAGCCAACUAUGUGACAGCAUUCCAUGCAGUUGUGUAUCACCCUCAAGAGCCUAGGUUUCUAGCUACGGCCAAUGCCAAAGAAGGCAUUGCUCUGUGGGAUGUCAGAGCACCUAAAAGUUGCCUUUUAAGAUACGGAAGUGCCUACACCCAGAUGAACGCAAUGAGUGUGCGUUUCAAUCAAAGUGGUAGCCAGCUACUUGCGUUGCGUAGAAGGUUACCAGCAGUUCUUUAUGAUAUCCAUAGUUCCGUGCCAUCUGUAGAGUUCAACCAUGAUGGUUAUUAUAACUCUUGUACUAUGAAGAGCUGUUGCUUUGGAGGUGACAAGGAUCAGUUUGUCUUAUCUGGUUCAGAUGAUUUCAACCUUUAUAUUUGGAGGGUUCCAGAUCCAUGUGAAGGAAUUCAACAAGUGAAUCAAGCAUUUCAGGUUUUGAAAGGACAUCGUCAGAUCGUCAAUCAAGUCAGGUUUAGCUCACGAAGUUUCCUCAUUGCAUCAUCUGGAGUGGAAAAGGUCAUCAAGCUUUGGAGUGCAACUAAGUUGCCUGGGAUGUCUGACGGCAAUGAAUCUCCAAGAAAGAUGUUCACCCGUCAGCAAUACUUCAACCUGAUGAUUAGCUCAGGAUCAGCUCUCUCACAUGACUACUCGGACAAAUCUAAAGAUGAGGAUCCAAGGAUGCUGGCGUUCUUUGAUUCCUUUAUUCAGCGGGAGGUGGACCACAGUUUUAGUAGCGAUUCCUCGGACAAUAGUGCAUUGAGCCCAGACAGCUUGUAUCUCCACUUUGUACGUGAUCAUAGCGAUGAUGCAAACAGCUCUGACAGAGAUGGCUUCGUCAUGCCUUCAUUGUUGCCUCCGGAACUUGGGAUGAUCAGUGACAGUGACAGUACUCACAAUGCCCAUCCUAGAAACGGUCGGUCAAAUGCUGUCAAGGUGAAACCAAAGACUAAUGGUGAUGAGAGGAAUGUGAGUACUAGUAGUGAUACGGCUGGACUCAGUGUGGAAGGGGCAUCGGUACAAAAGAGUGAUAAUCAAGAAAAGAGUAGGAUAAGUACAUCAGAUGCUGUAGAGAAAGGUAGCACAAGUCAGGCUAGUCAUGAAUCCAGUGAGAGCAGAAGAAGAGGAAGACAAAGCAGGAGCUCUAGUGAUUCCUCUAGUAGUAGUGAUGAAUCAGAGGACUUCUUGGUGAUGAGAUACCGCAGUCGUCUUCUGCGACGCAUAAUGCGUCAGAAGGGUAAGAAAGGGAAGGACGGUUCUUCGUCAGGUCAAUCCAUGGGCAAUUCCCCAUCACAGGUGGAAAAAGAUAGACUAUCCAGCUUACAUCAGCGCUUGGCCUUCAGUCGUGUUAUGAAAGAACGGAUUACAUUAGUGAGCGAUAGUGAUUCUAGCAUGUCGGAUGAUAACGAACAGUUUCUUGCAAUUGUUGGUCAGCUUAGACAAAGGACAGACUCUGCCCGGCAGCGAGCUGCCUCACUGCGCCGCCAUAGGAUGAGAGCUCUAGAGGAGAUCUCUAGUUUAACAGGUGGUUUCAAUAGAUCAACAGCUUCCUCAUCUCUGCCUUCAUCCAGGAGUCCUCAGAGGGAUUCUUCUACAGCUUCAAGCACAGUAAUGAAUAGAUUAGCACCGUCCACCGCCUCCUCUCCUUCAAACUCACCCAAGAGAGUCACCAAGGGACGUGCUACCACCACAGGCUCCGUUGCAUCCCGUGUUUCAAAAACCAAUCCCAAACCAGCUUCCACUUCACAAAAAACCAAGAAUAAACCACCAAAGUCAAAAUCGAGUAAAAACUUAACAAACACAAACUUAGCAAGCACAUCCAAUGGAAGUAAUCACUCUAAUAAUGUAGAAGCAGCUGGAUGUAGCAAAGACAAUGAAGCAUCAAGUCAUGCCAAAGAUGGAAGUAAGAAUGGUUUCAAGAAGUUCAAAGUGAACAGUUCUGGUAAAAAGAGACAUUAUCGCAGCACAAACUGUUACUCAAGACAGAAGGACAGUGAUUCUGAUUAGAAAGUCAUCAAAGUAUUACUGUAAGGUUCUUCAUGAUAUUAGAUACUUCAUCCAUUCUUGUAUCUUUUGAUAAACUGCUGGUCUUUUUUUGUUUUUGUUGGAGGAAAUUAUUAACGUGCCUUCAUGGUCCUAUUCCUAUUACAAGCCAUUGCAAUUAUAUUGCACAUGCAGGCUUCUUGAAAGCUGAUUGAAAUUUAGCCUUUGCAGCAUCAAUGAGACAGGGUUUGAUUGUGAGGGGGGGGGGGGUCAAUUUUUGUACAGCUUCGAAGUGAAACCCAAUGCCUAUUGGGGGUAAAUAUUUUCGAGGUCGAUUUGAUACAUUCUAGCUGUACACAUUUUUUUUUUUUUUUUUUUUUAUGAUUGGUACUCUUUAAAGCUAAUCUCAAGCUCUGGUAUGGGAAUCAUAAUUAUGUCGAGGGAACAUGGCUAUAAUUCAUUCUGGAUUGUUUAUCCUGCAGUAGAUUGAUUGUUUGAACCAAUAAAAUAAAAACAACCUCAUGAAAGCUUGCUAGAAAUCAACUUCAAUAAAAACCACAACUCUCAUUUGCACAUAGCACAUGGUGUCGGGCCUACUUACCUUGAUUUCCUUAUCCUUCUAUGCUCAUUACUCAGCCCCUAUACAUUUUAUACCAAAAUCGUUUGGCACAUGUCAUUUAUUUGUAACCUGAACAUUCAGUAUAACUUUUGCUGGAUUCUGUAAGAAAAUUUGUUUAUAUCAUUAGCAGAACUCAAGCUUAUCUUUAAACAUGAAGUGCAGUCUAGCCCCUAGUGCAUACCUGCCAACCCUUCCAAAUAAUCCGGAAUAUUCUGAUUUUCUGGAUUUUUAGGACCUAAAAAUUUGGAAUAUUCCGAUUUAAAAAAAUAUAUAUAUUUUUGGGGCGCUAAAGCCAAACUAAGCUUUUUUAUCAUGUGCCGCAAUUUGAGAGUUCACAUACUGCGUGCGUUUAAUGGCUGCAUUAUCGAGUGCUAGCGAAUUUGUAUUCGCUUUUUUUGUACAGCUUUACUGCGUAUUGCCAAUUACACUGCUGCUGCAUGUGCGAACGCGUACUAAGGGUACAGAUUUCUAAUUUUCUAAGGCAUUCCGUGCUAGAAAUUCCUAAUUCUUAUUUUCAAAUGUUGGCAUUUAAGUUAGUGUUCUAACUGAUAUACGCUGGCUGGUCUUAUUGUUUUGUGUACAAACACCUACCAUUUUUUGUUGUUAUUUUUUUUCUCAAAUGUCCAGAACAUUAUAGAGUCAAAGGUCAUUGUGUAGGGAUAUCCAUACAAAUGUUGUCCAGUGUACUAAUUAGAUAAGGAAAUAUAAUU